Durotheca rogersii is the source of this 1722-nucleotide messenger RNA. RefSeq lists its product as uncharacterized. Bases 419 to 1624 code for a protein of 401 amino acids. The record is from RefSeq and is a predicted model, not a curated record. The transcript has 3 exons. NCBI's taxonomy places the organism in Eukaryota, Fungi, Ascomycota, Sordariomycetes, Xylariales, Xylariaceae. Gene Ontology annotation, biological process: vesicle-mediated transport. Gene Ontology annotation, molecular function: protein-macromolecule adaptor activity.
UCGCCGUUACCGCGUUCCCAUUCACUUCUCACUUCUCACUUCUCAUUUAUCCCACCUUUCCUCUCUCUCCCUCUCCCUCUCUCUUCUCUCGUCCUCUGUCCCUCUCCCAAUCCUCCCACCUCUCUCUCCCUCUCUUCAUCCCUCGCCCACCCUCUCCUUCGUCGUCUUGUCCAUCUGCAUCGUCGACGCCUCCACCUGUCAAUCGCCAGCCUCCACCCUCCGUCCCCCAAUUCGACCUGUCGGGUCCAGCCCACCCGACAGCCCUCUGUCCACUCGCACAGCUACCAUCCACCCAAACUACCUACGUGCGGGCUUGUUCGUCAAUCUCCACCUGGUCACCUCUUCCGUCCUCCCUCUCCCUCUUCUCUCUCCAUCCUCAUCUCCAUCCCCAUCUCCUCUUCCUCAAUUCUCCAACGGGAUGGAUAUCAAAAACCCCCGUCGGAUAUUAGCCGUGUCGUUGGCCGAUUCCACUCACCACCUCACCAGGGUCAUCAAAGACCUCACCGGCACCCGCCCCGAGCAGACCUCGACCUCUCUGGCCGGCUCGUCGCAUGACCUCGUCCUCCGCACUGCUUACUACGUGGCCGAGGUCCCCAUCUGGCUCGAUGUUAUCGCGUCGCCGGCCGAGUGGUCCGCCUCCUUCCUCUCCACCGAGGCGCGCGAAGUCCUCGAGGUCCUCGGCGGCAUUAUCGUCGUCUUCGCCCUGCCGCCUCCUGCGUUGACCCCAUUAUUACCAUUGCCGGCAAAGGCUGCGACAGCACAGACCCCACAGCCCAACGGCAACGACGCCAGCGGUGACAGUGGUAGCGGUAGCGGUGGCGGUAGCACCGCUAGCAGUGAGGUGGUGCGCGCAAAGGAACUAAUUCACCACAUUGGCCGUGUCAUCAAGAAAGGGCUUGGUGGCUGGACGUGGGACGGUGUCGGCUUGUGCCUUGGUAUCGGCGAGCUGGACAACACCGAGGAGUGGGAGGAUUGCUGCGCUGAGGCCGGGCUCGAGUUCGUGCAGGUGCGGAGCCAGAGCACGACGACCCGGAACGAAUUCGGCGAAAAAACUGGCAUCCCCCGGGCCCUGGAAGCGCUAGAGUCGAAUGACUGGGAGCAAGCCAUCGGUGCCGACGAUCUCGGUUCUGACUUGGAUGACUUCGAAGCCGGGCUAGACGCCGAUGAGGAUGUCGAUAGCCCCGGCCGGGACAAGGACGGGUUAGACUUCGACCCGGAGAGUAUGGACUUCGGGCUUGACCAGGACGACUUCGCGGGCCUCCGACGUGCCAUCUGGACCGCCGGGCUUCGGCAGGAUGACAAUGACGAUGACGAUGAUGAUGACGACGACGACGACGACGACGACGACGAUGGGGGGGGAACGAAAAUCUCGAGGGGACUCUCGACCUUGAGGAUGAUGAGGAAAAAGGACGCCGCUAGCGCGGCGGCUGCGGCCGCGGCGGGUGUCGACGACGCGAAUGACGCCGAUGACGAAGAAGAGAAGCUAGACGAUGAGGAGGUGCGCAAGAUAGAGCGCAUGAUGCUCAAGCUCCAGGCGGUGCGUGACACGAGCGCCGGGCUACCCGAGGACCAACGUAGGCGAGUUGCCGCGAAAGCCGUAGCCGAGGUGAUGAAGGAGCUGUAAGCGAAAGCUCGCCUGCAGACCCGAAGCUGGCUCGGGGUGCUCGCGCACGAGGAAUACGCAGCACGGUUGGGAGGCGGGAUUAAUGCGGCAUUAGAGGC